AUGCACUCGAGAAUGGAUGCCCAGUCGGAAAUCGUUGAUGUCUCAGAGUCUGCGUCUGGCAAUGUGGCGAAGAUCGCUCUGGACGACAUGUAUGAGGAUGGAACUGUAGACCCCGUCUAUCAGGCGAAAGCUCGCGUGCUGAACAAUGCGAUUCAAGAGAUCGGUAUGGGCAAGUAUCAGAUUCAUCUCUUCAUCUGCGCUGGUUUUGGCUGGUUUGCUGAUAGUGUCUGGCCGCUUAUCACUGGUCUCAUUUUGACGCAGGUCACCGCGGAGUUCAAGUUCAACGGCCCCCUCCUUACUUUAGCUGCAAACAUCGGUCUAUUAGUGGGUGCGAUUGUUUGGAGUGUAGGUUGUGAUAUAUGGGGAAGAAGGUGGUCAUUCAAUCUGACUUUGCUCAUAGCUGGAGUUUUCGGGCUCUCAGCUGGGGGGUCUCCCAAUUUUAUCACUCUUGCCUCUCUACUAGCAGUUGUCGGUGUGGGCGUAGGGGGUAAUAUGCCUGUAGAUUCGGCUGUGUUCCUCGAUCUCGUUCCUGGCACUCAUCAAUACCUGCUUACCGUGAUGUCUGUCUGGUGGUCUUUGGGACAAUUGCUUUGCAGCCUUCUUGCAUGGCCGCUUAUCGCGAAUUAUUCUUGCCCAGAAGAUGCUUCUGUGUGUGAGCGUUCCCAAAAUAUGGGGUGGCGCUAUCUCCUGUUCACACUAGGAGGGAUUACGUUGUUACUGUGGUGCCUUCGCUUCUUUUUGUUCACUCUCGUUGAAAGUCCGCGCUUCCUUGUAGGCAUUGGAAGAGAUGCUGAAGCGGUUUCCGUUAUUCACAAAGUCGCCAAGUACAACUCUACUUCGACCGGUCUCAGCGUAGAACAGCUAAAUCAGGCAGCAGAACUGAAGCCGGGGAGUGCAAAGAGGCCCAUGCUCAGUCGUACUUCCGUCUAUGGGCUUGAGCACGUGAAGGCUUUGUUUAGUACGCGAAAGGUGGCGAUAUCAACGACGCUUCUGAUCGCACUCUGGGGAAUCAUUGGACUCGCUUCAACCCUCUACAACAGUUUUCUUCCAUACCUGUUGACAAGCCGCGGAGCAGACUUCGGAGAUGGGUCGCUUUUCAUUACUUACAGAAACCAAUUCAUACUUAGCGUUAUUGGCAUUCCCGGAGCUUUCCUUGCUGGGUGGGCUGUAGAGCUGCCACACAUUGGGCGUCGAGGCACUUUGGCGAUCUCAUCGGGCGAGUGGUCUGUUUUUUUGACGCUUCUUUCAUUAUUCAACGACCCCUCGCGAAAGACAGGGCUCACCGGCGCCUUUCUUUUCGCGAGUACCACCGCGCGGAACUCUAAUGCUCUGCUCGGAUGGAACUGCGGAUAUGUGUUCAAUAGUAACAUCAUGUAUGGUGUCCUGUACGCAGUUUCCGCUGAGAUAUUCCCUGCUAAACACCGCGGUACGGGAAAUGGCUUGGUGUCUACAGCUACUCGCGUCUUUGGUGUCAUCGCCCCGAUCAUUGCUUUGUAUGCAGACAUUGCAACCUCAGUUCCUGUGUACAUUGCAGGCGCGCUCAUCCUUUUCGCGGGAGCCCUGGCGAUGCUUCUCCCCUAUGAGCCGAGGGGUAAAGCGUCUAUCUAG
Molecule: messenger RNA, 1608 nt
Organism: Desarmillaria tabescens
Lineage: Eukaryota; Fungi; Basidiomycota; Agaricomycetes; Agaricales; Physalacriaceae
Product: MFS general substrate transporter
Exons: 13
Coding region: 1-1608 (535 amino acids)
Biological process (GO): transmembrane transport
Cellular component (GO): membrane
Molecular function (GO): transmembrane transporter activity
Source: RefSeq, a predicted model, not a curated record